This is a messenger RNA of Recurvomyces mirabilis, 756 nucleotides long. RefSeq lists its product as uncharacterized. The transcript has a single exon. Lineage: Eukaryota; Fungi; Ascomycota; Dothideomycetes; Mycosphaerellales; Teratosphaeriaceae. The record is from RefSeq and is a predicted model, not a curated record. Bases 1 to 756 code for a protein of 251 amino acids.
AUGGCAACACACACCUCACCGAUGGAAGCAGCUACCGCAGCAAUCCAGUGCAGUCGCCUGCUAGAUCUUGCACCAACCAGUGAACAGACGAACGCCCUGAAAGAAUGGCAGCGCAUCUCGCCCAACAUCAUCCUCGGGCUCAAUGCCUACAGAACCGACAGCGUACGCCCCGCCCCUCCUCUCCUUCGAAUCUUCGCCCGUCUGUUCUUCCACGGUGAGCUCGACAAUAUCGUGUACUACAUCUCGCGAGAUAUAAGUUCCCACGGCUUCACUAGCCUCGACGACCAGGGCCGACUGACGAUCACGAUAGAUAUAGAGCAUCGGCAUUCGUCUCGCGAUACGUAUAGGGCGGGAAGCGUCAUUAGUACGAUCCUGCACGAGUGCGUUCAUGCGUAUUUCGACAGGGUCGUCUGUAUCGGAUAUCCCAGCACGCCGCAGUGCGAAGCCUUGGGGUGCAACAUCAAGGAAUUCGACGAGCUAGCUCAUGUGGGAAACCGUGGUGGACACGGUCUCGCAUGGCACGACUUGGCUUUAGAAGUCGAAAGUCUCGCGGGUAUGAUGCUGGGAAUGGAGAUUAGGCUGGGAAGAGAUGGUGCAGCGGAGCUACACAUCCGCACUACAGAAGAGAGAUUCUCGCGGGAUGUCUACAGGAGAUUGUUUCCUGGACGACAUGUUGAGUGCUGGGGGCAGAAUGGGCGGAUAAUACUUGUGAUUAGAGACGAGAAGGAAGAAGAGAGAAUAGAAGAGAAGGAGUGA